AUGAAAGUCCUGAAAAUACUCGCGGCCAAAUUCAGGUCGAAGAAGAACAAGAGCAAGACACCUGUACCAAAACGAGAUAAGAGCGACGGUUCUAAAGAUGUAGCCACGGCCGACACGACACCAACCAAUCCAGCCCGCGGAGAGAAGGCGGAUUCAAAGAAGUCGAAGGAAUCAAGGGGCACAGUCACAGACGAGGAAAGAUAUCGCUAUCAGAAAAUAGUGCUGGGAAUGACAGAUGCGCAGAUAGCCAGGCAAUUGAAGCCAGGGCGCUAUGAGUUCCAGGGGACGUCGUUAAGUGCUCGCCCUAUUGGCGAGGGUGAAUUGGCAUAUGCAUAUGGAUACCGGUACAAGCAGACAGCCUGUUGA
Messenger RNA from Aspergillus pseudoviridinutans, 366 nucleotides. RefSeq lists its product as uncharacterized. The record is from RefSeq and is a predicted model, not a curated record. The transcript is spliced from 2 exons. NCBI's taxonomy places the organism in Eukaryota, Fungi, Ascomycota, Eurotiomycetes, Eurotiales, Aspergillaceae. The coding region runs from base 1 to 366 and encodes 121 amino acids.